Aspergillus nidulans FGSC A4 is the source of this 606-nucleotide messenger RNA. RefSeq lists its product as uncharacterized. The record is from RefSeq and is a predicted model, not a curated record. The transcript is spliced from 2 exons. Lineage: Eukaryota; Fungi; Ascomycota; Eurotiomycetes; Eurotiales; Aspergillaceae. The coding region runs from base 1 to 606 and encodes 201 amino acids.
AUGACCUACCAGGCCAGUAGGAUCCCGUCCGCAGAGCCAGAAACCCGUCUCUCUGGUCGAGCUCGAUCAGGCGUCGACGAUGGAGUCUGGACUGUGCCGCUGCGGAUGUGGGACUGGACGCGCGCCCUAUGGCCUAUUCUUGCAUGCUUGUCUGCUUCGGAUCGGGAGAACGUGACUAUCAAGCGCAUAUUGCUGCCGCUUGGAAGACUCACUGCUGUUGUCGACAUGGAACAGUCAAACAAUGGUUCAGGGGGUCGGGCUCCAGAAUGCAAUCGACCAUGGGCAGAGCAACUCACACCAAUACUAGGGCCUCUGAGAUAUCGCGUUCACUUAUAUUAUCCGGGACUCCGAGCGGACCACCUCCUGUUAUGCCCCUGCAAAGCCACUCGAGUCUCGAAUCCCGCCAAUCACUUCGGCUCCGUCAAGUACAAUAAUAUCAAGCCUUGGCCUGCCUGCCACGGUGCGAGCUUUACGGUCCGUCGUAUCCAGCUCAGAAAAUCUGAGUGUCUUCCCUGUAUCGUCAAGGUUGCAGGUUCGUCCUUUGAUAUAUCGUUCACGACGCAAGGACGGAGCCGCGAGGCCAAUGCACUGCAUGCAUCGGCGUAG